UGGGCCGGGGUACGAGAAAACCCGACCCACCUAUUUCCGGGUCAUCUAUUCUUCUCUUCUCCCCCAAGUCACUUCCCAUCGUCAUAAAUACUCACUUCGUCUCAAUUCUCAUUCUAAUUUCCCAAUUAAUCGAUCAACAGUCAUGGAAUGCGUAUUUGGAAUGGUGGGUAAAGGGUUUGCAUUGGUGGUAGCUGACUCAUCGGCAGUGAACAGUAUUCUGGUUCACAAAUCUAACGAAGACAAGAUCAUGGUUCUCGAUUCGCACAAACUAAUGGGCGCCAGUGGUGAAGCUGGUGAUCGAGCUCAAUUCACGGAGUAUGUACAGAAGAAUGUAUCUUUAUAUCAUUACAGAAACGGGAUUCCGUUGACUACCAAGGCUGCUGCAAAUUUCAUGCGCGGUGAGCUUGCCACAGCUUUGAGAAAGAAUCCAUACAUGGUCAACAUCGUGCUAGCGGGCUACGACAAGGAAACAGGACCAUCUCUAUACUUCAUAGACUACAUUGCAACCCUGCACAAAGUUGAUAAGGCUGCGUUUGGGUACGGGUCAUACUUUGCACUGUCCAUGAUGGACCGUCACUACCACCCAGACAUGACCGUUGAUGAAGCGAUCAAGCUUGCUGACCAAUGCAUUGAGGAAAUCCGGUCCAGGCUUGUUGUGGCUCCUCAGAAUUUUAUCAUCAAGAUCGUGGACCAAGAUGGGGCCCGCGAACACUCGUGGCGUAGGACAACAAAGGAUUAAAUAAUGUUUGUUUGUAAUACUUUUAAACUAUGUCUGGUUUGAUCUUUAGUUCUGUUCUUGGUGAAGAUUAGGGACUAAAAGCUGAACAUUGGUUAUGUGAUUGUUGAACUGUUAUUUUGUUAUAUCAUUCUGGAAUGGGAAACUUUGUUGUUGAGGCAAGAUUUUGA
Messenger RNA from Helianthus annuus (common sunflower), 906 nucleotides. Its product is annotated as proteasome subunit beta type-2-A. Gene Ontology annotation, biological process: proteasomal protein catabolic process. The record is from RefSeq and is a predicted model, not a curated record. Lineage: Eukaryota; Viridiplantae; Streptophyta; Magnoliopsida; Asterales; Asteraceae. Gene Ontology annotation, cellular component: proteasome core complex; cytosol; nucleus. Bases 143 to 739 code for a protein of 198 amino acids. The transcript is spliced from 3 exons. Gene Ontology annotation, molecular function: peptidase activity.